Molecule: messenger RNA, 1853 nt
Organism: Drosophila suzukii
Lineage: Eukaryota; Metazoa; Arthropoda; Insecta; Diptera; Drosophilidae
Product: 3'-5' exonuclease Snipper
Biological process (GO): mRNA splicing, via spliceosome
Cellular component (GO): U12-type spliceosomal complex
Molecular function (GO): pre-mRNA intronic binding; U12 snRNA binding; 3'-5'-RNA exonuclease activity
Source: RefSeq, a predicted model, not a curated record
CCGCUGCACUUGUGAACGGGCUUCGAGCGAGUUAAAACCGAAUAAUAAAUGCGGACCGCGAUCGAGGAGCACAGUGAACAACUCUACAAGCAGGCUGCCAGCGCGCAAACGAUGCGGAUAUCAAAAGUGCAACUUUAUUGACCGGUUGACGUUGCGACUAUAUUGCAACUGCCGAUUGCAACACCUAUUUACCACAAAUGCGCUGGGCUGCAAAGUUGUACAAAAGAAUCAAGAGAAGAUACCUGCUGUGCGUGUGGGAAAAUGUAAACAAACGAGCUAAAUAAAUAGUAAAUCAGCUAAAAAACCACUGAGGAAAUAUCGAAAAAGCGCAGCUUUGUUGUUGUGCCGGCUGAAAUAACUGUCCCUGUGUGCGUGUGUGUGUGUGCGUCUCGUAGUCGCGUGUGUGUGUGAGUGAGCAGACAACAAAAGAGCCCCUUCGCCUAGUUACCGUUACUUGCACUGCCAAAACAGCAAAAACAAAAACCAAGAGGAAAUAAAUAAUAACAGUGGUCCUGCCAAAAAUAAAAGUCAAUUACGAAGAAUCGGAGGAAUCGACUCGCAUCGAGCAACAAAAAUGGCCUUGAUAAGACUGGCAAGACAACUGGGCCUGAUCGAUACUAUCUACGUGGAAGGAGGUCGCCCAGAUCAUCGAGCUAAUGACCCCGAGGAUUCGUUCAACGAAGCCGAAAUCACAGAGUCCACAGUACCCUUAAAAACCAAAAAGAACAAGUCCAAGCAAUUGGCCAUGCAGCCCUACACAUACGUAAUUGCAGUGGAUUUUGAGGCAACUUGCUGGGAGAAACAGGCUCCACCACAAUGGCGAGAGGCGGAGAUCAUUGAAUUCCCAGCCGUGCUGGUUAACCUAAAGACGGGCAAGAUCGAGGCCGAGUUCCACAAGUACAUCCUGCCCAUCGAGUCGCCGCGCCUGAGUAGCUACUGCACAGAGCUGACGGGCAUCCAGCAGAAGACCGUGGACAGUGGAGUGCCGCUCCAGACGGCGCUGAUGAUGUUCCACGAGUGGCUGCGCAAGGAGCUGCGCGCCCGCAAUCUCACCUUGCCGAAGAUGAACAAGUCAAACUUGCUGGGCAACUGCGCCUUCGUCACCUGGACCGACUGGGACUUUGGCAUGUGCCUGGCGAAGGAGUGCUCCCGCAAGCGUAUGCGCAAGGCGGCCUACUUCAACCAGUGGAUUGACGUGCGGGCCGUCUAUAGGGAGUGGUACAAGUACCGACCGUGCAACUUCACCGAUGCGCUGACCCACGUAGGACUGGCCUUCGAGGGCAGGGCCCACUCGGGAAUAGACGACGCCAAGAACCUGGGCGCCCUCAUGUGCAAGAUGGUGCGCGACGGAGCGCUCUUCUCGAUCACCAAAGAUCUGACGCCAUAUCAGCAGCUCAAUCCCAACUGCGUGUUGUGAGCUCCAGCGGCCAGCAAUCCCUCCAAACGAAACGCAGAAUAUCCAUUUAGUGUUUAGUGGACUUCGUUUAAUUAAUGAUACUAAACGCAAGGAGAAAGAUGAUUGCUACUAAGAUGUGUAAACUGAAAUCUAUUGAGAAAUUGCAUGAAAUUGUAAAUUGUUUUUUUUCUUCCCCUAAAAUUUGUCCUGAUUUUCUUGUAACGGCAAUUGAUAAGACUUGAACUAUUCGAAGCAUCGCAGCGAUCAUGCAUACAUAUAAAUAUAUAAAUAGCUAUACAAAUGGUCUUAGAGCAUACAUAUUUUUCUACCACUCAUACUUACUUGAUAAUGUUUAGUUGUAGUCUAUACUACGGAUUGCAAUACUUAUUUUAACGACUUACACCGCCUACCAUUUAGGAGAUAAAUUAAUAAAACGACAAUGGCUACAUGUUGUCUA